Molecule: messenger RNA, 820 nt
Organism: Labrus bergylta (ballan wrasse)
Lineage: Eukaryota; Metazoa; Chordata; Actinopteri; Labriformes; Labridae
Source: RefSeq, a predicted model, not a curated record
UAGUCUUUUUACGUUGAGAGAGGUCGUCCACGUUUGACAGCGUUACGGUUAAACGGUUUAACGGUCAUGUCUCUCGGUAAAGCUGCCCGGAGUUUGGUGAAACCGCUCCGGGGCGUCCUCCGGUCCUCGGCCCCGGCUCUGAACCGGAGCUACGCCGCCGUCGCUGAAGCCAGAGCGGUGCUGGAGAGCGAGCUGGACGGGAUCCGAGCGGCGGGGACGUGGAAAGCGGAGCGGAUCAUCACGUCGAAGCAGGGACCGCAGAUCACCGUGGACGGCAGUCAGAGCGGGAUAUUAAAUUUCUGUGCUAACAACUACCUCGGACUGUCGAGUCAUCCGGACGUGGUGCAGGCGGGGAUCGAUGCUCUGAAAGCGUACGGCGCUGGACUGAGCUCUGUCAGAUUCAUCUGUGGCACACAGGAUCUACACAAGAAUCUGGAGCAGAAGUUAGCUCAGUUUCAUGAGAGAGAGGACUGCAUCCUCUAUGCGAGCUGUUUUGAUGCCAACGCCGGACUGUUCGAGGUGUUACUGGGCCCGGAUGACGCCGUUUUGUCUGACGAGCUGAACCACGCCUCCAUCAUCGAUGGGAUCCGUCUGUGCCGAGCGAAGAGGCUGCGCUACAAACACAUGGACCUCGGAGACCUGGAGAAGAAACUCAAAGAGUCUCAGUCGUCUCGUAUGCGCCUCGUCGUGACUGAUGGCGUCUUCUCGAUGGACGGAGACGUGGCUCCUCUAACGGGAAUCUGUGACCUGGCUGAACAGUACGGAGCCAUGGUGUUUAUAGACGAGUGCCAUGCCACCGGCUUCCUGGGACCCCGGGCAG